CCGCCAAAAAAACUGAGAGAAGAAGACGAACAGUUUCGCGGGAAUAAUAAACCGUGCAUCUGUUUCAGACUUGAGUGUAGAAUUAAAUAUAAUCUCUAUCAGAAGAAGAUGUCCAGCACCGCGGAGGAACUGACCAAUGGCCACGGCUCAGAGUCUGCGGACGCGCGCGGAGAGCAGCAGCACGUGUCUCUGUUCUGUGACGAGCGCGGGUAUCUGAGUCUGGUCGAGUAUGUCCUGCAGCGCGGCGCGAGCAGAGGAGACCGGACCGGGACCGGAGUCAUCUCUGUGUUCGGGACACAGGCCAGAUACAGCCUCAGAGAUCAGUUUCCUCUGCUGACCACCAAAAGGGUUUUCUGGAAAGGCAUAUUGGAGGAGCUGCUGUGGUUUAUCAAGGGUUCAACCAACGCCAGAGAGCUGUCGGAGAAGGGCGUGAGGAUCUGGGAUGCUAAUGGCUCAAGGGAGUUUCUGGAUAAGAGCGGCUUCACGCAUCGAGAGGAAGGAGAUCUGGGUCCCGUGUAUGGCUUUCAGUGGAGGCACUUUGGAGCUGAAUACAAAGACAUGCACACUGAUUACUCUGGGCAAGGUGUUGACCAGUUACAGAAAGUGAUCGACACCAUCCGGUCGAACCCAGAGGACCGGAGGAUCAUCAUGUGUGCGUGGAACCCUAAAGACCUCCCUCUGAUGGCGCUGCCCCCGUGCCAUGCCUUGUGUCAGUUUUACGUGUCUGACGGUGAGUUAUCGUGUCAGCUGUACCAGCGCUCUGGUGAUAUCGGUCUGGGUGUGCCCUUCAACAUCGCCAGCUACGCCCUGCUCACCUACAUGAUCGCCCACAUCACCGGACUCAAGCCUGGGGAUUUUGUGCAUACAUUAGGUGACGCCCACAUCUACACCAAUCACAUUGAGGCGUUGAAGGAGCAGAUUCGUCGAGAGCCACGUCCAUUCCCCAAACUCAGGAUCAAACGCAAAGUUGAACGAAUUGAUGAUUUCCAGGCAGAGGAUUUUGAGAUCUAUGACUAUAAUCCCCAUCCUGCAAUCAAAAUGCAAAUGGCUGUUUAGAUCAAAAUAAAUCUACAUUUAUUAAUGGGA
Carassius auratus (goldfish) is the source of this 1086-nucleotide messenger RNA. It is a transcript of the gene tyms, whose product is annotated as thymidylate synthetase. Gene Ontology annotation, cellular component: mitochondrion; cytosol. The coding region runs from base 109 to 1056 and encodes 315 amino acids. NCBI's taxonomy places the organism in Eukaryota, Metazoa, Chordata, Actinopteri, Cypriniformes, Cyprinidae. Gene Ontology annotation, biological process: dTMP biosynthetic process. Gene Ontology annotation, molecular function: thymidylate synthase activity. The transcript has 7 exons. The record is from RefSeq and is a predicted model, not a curated record.